GAACAACUAACACAUGAAGAACAAGUACUUAUAGAAGAGAAACCAGAAGAAAGAGAACUACCGACUAUGGAAAGUACCAUAAAAGAAGGGCGCGAUGUAGCAAUUAAGAAAAGAAGUCUGGAAAACCUCGACA
This is a messenger RNA of Dentiscutata heterogama, 133 nucleotides long. Lineage: Eukaryota; Fungi; Glomeromycota; Glomeromycetes; Diversisporales; Gigasporaceae. The record is from the annotation of a GenBank genome assembly.